Molecule: messenger RNA, 307 nt
Organism: Umbelopsis ramanniana AG
Lineage: Eukaryota; Fungi; Mucoromycota; Umbelopsidomycetes; Umbelopsidales; Umbelopsidaceae
Exons: 1
Source: RefSeq, a predicted model, not a curated record
UUUUGUAUACGUGUUUUAUUACUCUAUUUGCUCCGCAAAUAGCUAAGGUUUUUGAUAAUCAAGAGAAAAGUGGAAACGAAAAGCUCAAGGAGAACUAUACAGAGGUGGCUUGCAGCUAGCUGCUGUGCAAGCGGCCAAUGCCACAGUAUUAGCCAUGGUGAAAAGGAAUAGUUUUUGCAGACACUGGCAUUGGGCUGUCAGGAAUGUAAUAUCUAUCCAAAAGGACGCCGUACUUAUGGAAGUCUCUUAUAUCAUCGCUACGCGCAUAAGACGUUAUUCGAAACUCCCCUAUUUCUUCGAACCAGGA